AUGGCACUAUCAGGAUGGAUCUGUGUGGUGACUGGUGCAUCCAGAGGAAUUGGAAGAGGGAUUGCCCUUCAGUUAUCUGAGGCUGGCGCUACAGUGUACAUCACUGGUCGACAGGAGAAAACUCUGAAGCAGACAGCAGCUGAGGUGUGGAAACUGGCUCCUGAUUGUACCGUUAAUAACCCUCAACUUGUAGGAGAGGAUGAAAUCAAGGAACUGUUUGAACGUGUCCAGCAUGGGCAAAACGGCAGACUUGACUUGUUGGUGAAUAAUGCCUAUGCAGGUGUACAGCUAAAUAUCUGUUUACAAUCUUGUCUUUCUCAGUUCAAGGAAAUGUUCAGUAAAGGUGAAACGACGGAGUUUAGUGGACGAUGCAUAGUUGAGCUGGCCAAAGAUAAAUGUCUGAUGUCAAUGACUGGGCAAGUGUUGAUGACCUGUGACCUCGCUCACCGCUAUGGACUCAAGGAUGUUGAUGGUCGCAGGGUAGUGGACUACACCUCUCUGAAGUUCCUCAUUUCCCAGAUACCCUAUGUGUCCUGGCUGUCUGUAUUCACUCCUUCAUUCAUCAGAGUGCCUCGUUCCAUGCUGAUUCUUGGCAGUGGCAAAUUCUAACAUGUCUUGAUGCAGACACUGUGGCUAUUUUUGGUAAUUCUGUCAUUUUUUUUAAAUAAAUAAAGUGCUUUUAA
Molecule: messenger RNA, 683 nt
Organism: Sinocyclocheilus grahami
Lineage: Eukaryota; Metazoa; Chordata; Actinopteri; Cypriniformes; Cyprinidae
Product: dehydrogenase/reductase SDR family member 1-like
Exons: 4
Coding region: 1-609 (202 amino acids)
Source: RefSeq, a predicted model, not a curated record